AUGGCGUCUUGGGGGCUCCUUGUGACCGGCGCCUCCUUCGCCGCCUGCCGGGGGCUGCACUGGGCGCUGCAGCUGCUGCCCGCGCCGGGAUCCGCUGCCCAGGACCGUUGGAAGUGGCGCAACAUCUGUUUCUCCCUGCUGUACAGCCUGCUCACAGGGGUUGGGGCGCUGCUCGAGCUGUUGGUGUACCCUCAGAUGGCUGCCGACCCGAUUCACGGCCACCCGCCCUGGGCCCUGGUGCUGGUGGCUGUGUCCGUGGGUUAUUUCUUGGCAGAUGGAGUUGACAUACUGUGGAACCAGACCUUGGGCCAGGCCUGGGAACAUCUGUGUCAUCAUUUGGUGGUAGUGAGCUGCUUCGGCACCGCCAUUCUGUCCAGCCACUAUGUGGGCUUCUCUAUGGUGUCUCUGCUCCUGGAGCUGAACUCUGCCUGCCUGCACCUACGACAGUUGCUGCUGCUUUCUCACCAGGCCCCAUCCCUGGCCUUCCGCAUGGCCAGCUGGGCCACCCUGGCCACCCUGGUCCUCUUCCGCCUGGUGCCUCUGGGGUGGAUGAGUCUGUGGCUGAUCUGACAGCAACACCAGGUGCCUCCUCCUCUGGUCAUCCUUGGUGCAACUGGGCUGGUCACUGUGGGUGCCCUAAGCAUCACACUGGGUGUCCGUAUUUUGGUCAGCGAUGUCCUGCGGUCUCAGCCUCAUCCACCCAUCCCUGGGCACAAGGAAACCAGGGGCACAAGGAGAUGUCGUGAUGGUGAGCUUGUCACCAGGGAUGAUUCCACUCUCAGCCUGAAAGACUAGAGAGAAGCCUCAGGCUCCUCUUCUGCCAGUCCUGGGGGAGGUAGGGCCAGGACAAGGAGAUGGUGGUCUACAGUGUACAGUCCUUCAUUGGGGUAAGGACUGGACUGAAUUUUCAGUAUCUCGGUCCCUCUUCCAAGUCACUCACACCCCUCCCCUAUUCCUAGGAUCUGAGAAGAAAUGCUGAUGUUCAUGGAUGGGUGGGAAACUGGGCUAUUGUUCAGUGAAUUCCAUCAUCAGAUGACUGCUUCUUCCAGCAAACUAACUCGAGGUACGGCCAGUGCUACCAAUAAGGGGUGGCAGGAGGCAUGAAGCUAAGUGAAAUUGCCAGUGACAUCCUCUACUUUUAACACAGGAACAGGUGAAGAAAGGUGAGGUCCUAUUAGGACCGGAGAGAUCUAAUGUGGAGGGGGUGGGUUCAGAGGGAAGAGAGGUCUCACCUGCAACCAAAUUCUAGCAGGGGGAGGAGGCCACAACAGGUGCUAUCUGUAGCAGUAGGGAUGGACGUACUAGUGGCCAAGAAACAGAAGAACUGGACCACUAGAGUUGCUGCUAUUUCUGGUUCUCAAAGCCACACUACUGUGUUUGUACUUACUGCUAGUCCUACUGCCUUUUAAAUUUUUAAAAAGCCCAGCAUCUGCCUUUUAAAUUUUCUUACUAUCUCCUGACC
Leptonychotes weddellii (Weddell seal) is the source of this 1462-nucleotide messenger RNA. RefSeq names its product TLC domain containing 2 (gene TLCD2). Gene Ontology annotation, cellular component: plasma membrane. The record is from RefSeq and is a predicted model, not a curated record. Gene Ontology annotation, biological process: plasma membrane organization; phospholipid homeostasis; membrane assembly. NCBI's taxonomy places the organism in Eukaryota, Metazoa, Chordata, Mammalia, Carnivora, Phocidae.